Erinaceus europaeus (western European hedgehog) is the source of this 13068-nucleotide messenger RNA. RefSeq names its product neuron navigator 1 (gene NAV1). The transcript is spliced from 32 exons. NCBI's taxonomy places the organism in Eukaryota, Metazoa, Chordata, Mammalia, Eulipotyphla, Erinaceidae. Gene Ontology annotation, molecular function: ATP hydrolysis activity. Gene Ontology annotation, biological process: microtubule bundle formation; neuron migration; neurogenesis. Bases 247 to 6687 code for a protein of 2146 amino acids. The record is from RefSeq and is a predicted model, not a curated record. Gene Ontology annotation, cellular component: microtubule cytoskeleton; axon initial segment.
CCGGCCGGCGUGUGCCGGGGGCAGCGGGUCUAGAGGCUCCGCCCCGGCCGCCCGGCCCGCGGGGGGCGCACUUUGUUCCGGACGCCGGCUCCCCGCCCACUGCCGGGCCCCAGCCGGCGGCCCCAGCGCGGCCGCUCCGAGCCUGGGAGCCAGAAAACUUCCCUGCACGGCCCGCCGGCCCGGGAUGCGAGCGGGGCCCGAACGCGGUAGCGCCGCCCGGACGGGCAGGAGAGCACAGCGCUGACCAUGAAUGGGAUGGCCAAUGUCAACUCUGCCAGCCGUGCCCACUAUGCCUCCUCCAUCCCGGUUCCUCGACCUGCCUCCCAGUCCCGGAGUCACACGCCUGGCACCUCACCCCAGCUGCGGCCGCGUCAGGCCGGCCUGGCCCUGAGCCCCCAGAGAGCAGUCUCUCCAAGACCAGGCAAGGCCGCAGGCCCUUCCAGAAGCUCCUCUCCUCGCACCACCCGGGGGAGAGGCUCCUCCAAGGCUUCAGCUGAGGUUGGGGACAGCCUUUCCAGCUCCCCAUGGAGCAGUCCCAGGGCCACCCCCAAAGCUACCCUCUCCAGCUGGGCUGGGUCCAGAAAAGUUGGGGAGAUACAGGGCCCUCAGGGGAAGAAGAAGGCAGUCCAGGAAGGGAUUCCAGUCUGCCAGACUCGGGGAAGGAGCCCACCUCGGACCAGUUCUCUUGGAGAAACACAAAUACCAGGAGCUCCCAGAGGUCGCAAGCCACCUAGCUGCCUAGGAAAAGAUCCAACAGAUGGAAGUUACAGGGGUGUGGGGAUCUCCAGGCCUUCGGAUCCUGAUGAUGAGGCAGCUUCAGGGGCCUCCUCACCCACCUGCAGCCCUGGGCCAAGCAAACGGCCCUCCCCGGCGCCCGGAGCCAUCAGCUUCUCCUCAGUCCAUCAACAGAGCCCACCUGUCAUGGCCACUGUGGCCCCCUUCCAGUACAGGGUACAGACAGACCAGGAGCCUGAGCCCCUCCCCCAAGAUAGUUGGGCCUUGGGCGAGGACUCUGGGCCCCCUGUCAGGACUGAGGAGGACUUCUGCAUGGACGCGCGGAUCGUCCAUGCGCUCCUGGCGGGCAGAAUGCUGGGCAGCGGCGUCAAGAGCGCGCAGCCCGAGCUGGAGCUGAGCGGCGGCGGCGACGAGGGUGCGGACGAGCCCCGGGGCACGGGCCGGAGGGCGGCGGACGGCAGGGCCAUGCUGCCCAAGCGCGCCAAGGCGCCUGGCGCCGGCGGCACGGCCAAGGCCAGCGGGGCCGAGCUGAAGGUCUUCAAGUCCGGCAGCGUGGACAGCCGCGUCCCCGGCGGGCCGCCUGCCUCCAACCUGCGCAAGCAGAAGUCGCUCACCAACCUCUCGUUCCUCACUGACUCCGAAAAGAAGCUGCAGCUCUACGAGCCCGAAUGGAGCGACGACAUGGCCAAGGCGCCCAAGGGCUUGGGCAAGGCAGGCGCCAAAGGCCGCGAGGGCCCGCUCAUGUCCAAGACGCUAUCCAAAUCCGAGCACUCGCUCUUCCAGGCCAAGGGCAGUCCGGCGGGCGGCGCCAAGACGCCGCUGGCCCCGCUGGCGCCCAGCCUGGGGAAGCCCAGCCGCAUCCCGCGCGGCCCCUACGCCGAGGUCAAGCCGCUCAGCAAGGCUCCCGAGGCGGCUGUGAGCGACGAUGGCAAGUCGGACGACGAGCUGCUUUCCAGCAAGGCCAAGGCGCAGAAGGGCUCAGGGCCUGCGCCCUCCGCCAAAGGCCAAGAGGAGCGGGCCUUCCUCAAGGUGGACCCCGAGCUGGUGGUGACUGUGCUGGGCGACCUGGAGCAGCUGCUGUUUAGCCAGAUGCUGGACCCAGAGUCGCAGCGCAAGCGGACUGUGCAGAAUGUUCUGGAUCUGCGGCAGAACCUGGAAGAGACCAUGUCCAGCCUGCGCGGGUCCCAGGUGACACACAGCGCCCUGGAGAUGACCUGCUAUGACAGCGACGAUGCCAACCCGCGCAGCGUGUCCAGCCUCUCCAACCGCUCGUCCCCGCUUUCCUGGCGCUAUGGCCAGUCCAGUCCGCGCCUGCAGGCGGGCGACGCGCCGUCAGUGGGGGGCGGCUGCCGCUCGGAGGGGCCUCCCGCAUGGUACAUGCACGGGGAGCGGGCCCACUACUCGCACACCAUGCCCAUGCGCAGCCCCAGCAAGCUCAGCCACAUCUCCCGCCUGGAGCUAGUGGAGUCCCUGGACUCAGACGAGGUGGACCUCAAGUCGGGAUACAUGAGUGACAGUGACCUCAUGGGCAAGACCAUGACGGAGGACGACGACAUCACCACCGGUUGGGAUGAAAGCAGCUCCAUCAGCAGCGGGCUCAGCGAUGCCUCCGACAACCUCAGCUCAGAAGAGUUCAAUGCCAGCUCCUCCCUCAACUCCCUCCCAACCACACCCACUGCUUCUCGCAGGAACUCUACAGUAGUGCUCCGCACAGACUCAGAGAAGCGCUCGCUGGCAGAGAGUGGGCUGAGCUGGUUCAGUGAGUCGGAGGAGAAGGCCCCCAAGAAGCUGGAAUACGACAGUGGCAGUCUGAAGAUGGAGCCUGGGACUUCCAAAUGGCGGCGAGAGCGGCCCGAGAGCUGUGACGAUUCCUCCAAGAUCGGAGAGCUGAAGAAGCCCAUCAGCCUGGGCCACCUGAAGAAGGGCAAGACGCCACCUGUGGCGGUCACUUCACCCAUCACUCACACCGCCCAGAGUGCCCUCAAAGUUGCUGGUAAACCUGAAGGCAAAGCCACUGACAAAGGGAAGCUUGCAGUGAAGAACACUGGACUGCAGCGUUCCUCCUCUGACGCUGGCCGAGACCGUCUGAGCGACGCCAAGAAGCCCCCCUCAGGCAUCGCGCGCCCCUCCACAUCGGGGUCUUUUGGCUACAAGAAGCCACCCCCUGCUACUGGCACGGCCACCGUCAUGCAGACUGGAGGCUCGGCCACGCUCAGCAAGAUCCAAAAGACUUCUGGCAUCCCUGUCAAGCCAGUGAAUGGACGUAAGACGAGCCUAGAUGUGUCUGGUGCAGAACCUGGCUUCCUGGCCCCUGGGGCCCGCUCCAACAUCCAGUACCGAAGCCUACCGCGGCCGGCCAAGUCCAGCUCCAUGAGUGUGACUGGUGGGCGGCCAGGACCUCGGCCUGUGAGCAGCAGCAUCGACCCUAGUCUUCUCAGCACCAAGCAGGGUGGCCUGACCCCCUCCAGGCUAAAGGAGCCCUCUAAGGUGGCCAGCGGACGGAGCACACCGGCUCCAGUUAACCAAACUGACCGGGAGAAGGAGAAGGCCAAGGCCAAAGCAGUGGCCUUGGACUCCGACAACAUCUCCCUCAAGAGUAUUGGUUCCCCGGAGAGUACUCCCAAGAACCAGCCAAGCCACCCCCCAGUCACCAAACUGGCAGAGCUACCACCCACCCCUCUCAGGACCACAUCUAAGAGCUUCGUCAAGCCCCCUUCACUGGCCAAUCUUGACAAAGUCAACUCCAACAGUCUGGACCUCCCUUCAUCCGGUGGUGAUGCCCACACCACGAAGGUUCCGGAUCUGCACACCACCAGCUCGGCAACUGGGGUCCCUCUCCCUUCCUGCUUCACCCCCAGCCCAGCACCCAUCCUCAAUAUUAACUCUGCCAGCUUCUCCCAGGGCCUGGAGCUAAUGAGCGGUUUCAGCGUACCCAAAGAGACCCGCAUGUACCCCAAACUCUCAGGCCUGCACAGGAGCAUGGAGUCCCUCCAGAUGCCAAUGAGCCUGCCCAGUGCCUUCCCCAGCAGCUCUCCCAUCCCCACGCCUCCUGUUCCCCCGGCUGCACCCCCAGAUGAAGAGACAGAAGAGCUGACAUGGAGUGGGAGCCCCAGAGCUGGGCAGAUGGAUAGUGCUCAGCGGGAUCGGAACACCCUUCCCAAGAAAGGACUCAGGUACCAGCUUCAGUCCCAGGAGGAGGCCAAGGAGCGGCGUCACUCCCACACCAUCGGUGGGCUGCCCGAGUCCGACAACCAGUCAGAGCUGCCUUCCCCCCCUGCACUCUCCAUGUCCUUGAGUGCUAAGGGCCAGCUCACCAAUAUAGUGAGUCCCACUGCGGCCACCACGCCAAGAAUCACCCGCUCCAACAGCAUCCCUACCCACGAGGCGGCCUUCGAGCUGUACAGCGGCUCCCAAAUGGGGAGCACCCUGUCCCUGGCCGAGAGACCCAAGGGGAUGAUUCGGUCAGGAUCCUUCCGAGACCCCACGGAUGAUGUUCAUGGCUCGGUGCUGUCCCUGGCCUCCAGUGCCUCCUCCACCUACUCCUCAGCUGAGGAGAGGAUGCAGUCUGAGCAAAUCAGGAAGCUUAGGAGGGAGCUGGAAUCAUCCCAGGAAAAAGUGGCCACCCUGACGUCUCAACUCUCUGCCAACGCUAAUCUUGUGGCAGCUUUCGAGCAGAGCCUAGUGAAUAUGACAUCACGCCUGCGACAUCUGGCAGAGACGGCGGAGGAGAAGGACACUGAGCUGCUGGACUUACGAGAAACCAUCGACUUCCUGAAGAAGAAGAACUCUGAGGCCCAGGCAGUCAUUCAGGGAGCCCUCAACGCCUCAGAUACUGCUCCCAAAGAACUCCGGAUCAAGAGGCAGAACUCCUCAGACAGCAUCUCCAGCCUCAACAGCAUCACCAGCCACUCCAGCAUUGGCAGCAGCAAAGACGCUGAUGCAAAGAAGAAGAAGAAGAAGAGCUGGCUCCGAAGCUCCUUCAACAAGGCCUUCAGCAUAAAGAAGGGGCCCAAAUCCGCUUCCUCCUACUCCGACAUCGAGGAGAUCGCCACACCCGAUUCAUCAGCCCCUUCGUCCCCCAAGCUGCAGCACAGCUCCACUGAGGCCGCUUCACCCUCCAUCAAGUCCUCUAACUCGUCCUCUGUGGGCAUCGAAGUCACCGAGGGCAGUGCUCACUCGGUUCCCCAUACCAGGCUGUUCCAUGCCAAUGAGGAGGAGGAGCCAGAGAAGAAGGAGGUCUCCGAGCUGCGCUCGGAGCUGUGGGAGAAAGAGAUGAAGCUCACAGACAUCCGCCUGGAGGCCCUCAACUCUGCCCACCAGCUGGACCAGCUCCGGGAGACCAUGCACAACAUGCAGCUGGAGGUGGACCUGCUGAAGGCUGAGAAUGACCGGCUGAAGGUUGCCCCUGGGCCCUCGACGGGCUCCACUCCAGGGCAGGUCCCUGGGUCCUCCGCCUUAUCAUCCCCCCGCCGCUCCCUGGGCCUGGCACUCACCCACUCCUUUGCACCCAGUCUCACCGACGCAGACCUGUCACCCAUGGAUGGCAUCAGCACUUGCGGGCCCAAGGAGGAAGUGACGCUUCGGGUGGUGGUGAGGAUGCCUCCACAGCACAUCAUCAAAGGGGACUUGAAGCAGCAGGAAUUCUUCCUGGGGUGCAGCAAGGUCAGCGGGAAAGUCGACUGGAAGAUGCUGGAUGAGGCAGUUCUCCAGGUGUUCAAGGACUAUAUUUCUAAAAUGGACCCAGCCUCUACCCUGGGACUGAGCACUGAGUCUAUCCAUGGCUACAGCCUCAGCCACGUGAAGCGGGUGCUGGAUGCCGAGCCCCCAGAGGUGCCUCCCUGCCGCCGAGGGGUCAAUAACAUAUCCGUCAACCUCAAAGGUCUGAAGGAGAAGUGUGUGGACAGCCUGGUGUUUGAGACGCUGAUCCCCAAGCCCAUGAUGCAGCACUACAUCAGCCUCCUGCUCAAGCACCGGCGCCUUGUGCUCUCAGGCCCCAGCGGCACGGGCAAGACCUACCUGACCAAUCGGCUGGCCGAGUACCUGGUGGAGCGCUCAGGCCGCGAGGUCACUGAGGGCAUCGUCAGCACCUUCAAUAUGCACCAGCAGUCUUGCAAGGAUCUGCAACUGUAUCUCUCCAACCUAGCCAACCAGAUUGACCGGGAGACGGGAAUUGGCGAUGUCCCCCUGGUGAUCCUUUUGGAUGACCUGAGUGAAGCAGGCUCUAUCAGUGAGCUAGUCAACGGGGCCCUCACCUGCAAAUAUCACAAAUGUCCCUAUAUUAUAGGUACCACCAAUCAGCCUGUAAAAAUGACACCCAAUCAUGGCUUGCACUUGAGCUUCAGGAUGCUGACCUUCUCCAACAAUGUAGAGCCGGCCAAUGGCUUCCUGGUCCGCUACCUGAGGAGGAAGCUGGUAGAGUCAGAUAGCGACAUCAAUGCCAACAAGGAGGAGCUGCUGCGGGUGCUUGACUGGGUACCCAAGCUGUGGUACCACCUCCACACCUUCCUUGAGAAGCACAGCACUUCAGACUUCCUCAUUGGCCCCUGUUUCUUCCUAUCCUGUCCCAUUGGCAUUGAGGACUUCCGGACCUGGUUUAUUGACCUGUGGAACAACUCUAUCAUCCCCUACCUACAGGAAGGAGCCAAGGAUGGAAUCAAGGUACACGGACAGAAAGCCGCUUGGGAAGACCCAGUGGAGUGGGUCCGGGACACUCUUCCUUGGCCAUCAGCACAGCAGGACCAGUCAAAGCUAUACCAUCUGCCCCCACCCACCGUGGGCCCUCACAGCAUCGCCUCACCCCCUGAGGACAGGACAGUCAAAGAUAGCACCCCAAACUCUCUGGACUCAGACCCACUGAUGGCGAUGCUGCUGAAACUUCAAGAAGCUGCCAAUUACAUCGAGUCUCCAGAUCGAGAAACUAUCCUGGACCCCAACCUCCAGGCCACGCUCUGAGGGUUGUGGCAUCACCAUCACCCCAGACAGCAGGACACUGGCAUCCACCGUGUUUGCUCCUCCCCUCCCCUCUCUUGGCACCCCAGCCUAAGGGGACACCAGGAGGGUGGAGGAAGGGGGCCAGGUGGGGGCCAGGUCUUGGUGCUGCACAUUUGAGAACUUCUGAGUAAGGAUUGGUGGGGUGGAGUUUGGGGACACACAUCCCUUGGAUUCAUUUACCGGCCUCCUCUCACGACUUUGGGGGAAAAGGUGAAUCCGGAUCUUUUCCCUUGAUUUCUUGUCUCAAUUAUAGACUCCUGGGGUUUCUGGGGAGGGGUUCAGGAGAGCCCGUCCAAAGCUGCAGCAGUUCCUGAUUCUCUCCAACAACUCUGAGAGACAAUCCUGGUGACUGGGGGGCUUGGGGGAGGUCUCUGAGAGCAGAACCUCCCCAGAUUUUCGCCACCCCUUCUUCCCCACUCCAACACCACUGCCAACAACUCUUCCCCAAGAGAUCUGGCUGGAGACCUGCAAGAGAAGCAUGUGGUUUAAAAAAAAAAAAAAAAAGUCUAAAUCUCUAAAGGAUUAAAAAAAAAGAAUGAAAAAAAAAUGAAGCUGGAGAGAGGGGUGCCUCCCACAAACUCUAGAUGACACAGGGACCACGACAAGCUGGCUGCCAGCCUGACGCGUUGCCAGGCCACAGGCGUUGCCUUCCAGCCCUCAGAGGAAGAUUGCUCGCUCUGUCUUCCUCCUCAUUCAACAUGCACGAGAGUCAACCAGUCCUACCUUUCAAUUUUUUUUUCUCCUCUUUGCCUAUUUAUUUUCCUUUUCUUUAUUCUGCCCACCUUCCUUUUUUUUUUUUUUUUUUAUCAUGUGUCCAAGAGAUGCUUAGGUUGGUUUUCCCAAGUUGGGCUAAUGUUGCAUUUUCCAAGUGGGUUUUCAUUAGAGAAUCUGAUGUCUUCUGAUUGGCAUGGGCUGGACACCUGCUGUAGCACUGUCCUCAACAUCUUUGGAGCCCACUGAGAUAGGGAGCAUUGGCUCAGGGAAGUGGGAGAAGAGGAACCUUGGUUUCCCUUCUGAGAAAACACAUGUUCUAUCUAAGGCCUUAAUGGCUUCUAUGUGGCAAACGCUAGAAGAAGAAGAAUGGCUUCUAUAAGGCACAAGAACUUACCACACCGUCUUACUAGAAGAUUGACUCAGAGCUUGACCAUGGCCUGGAGGAAAACCAGAAAACUCAAAAUAGUCUUCAAUCUUAUGACCAGUGUGGCCCCCCUCAUUAUCUGCUUUGAUGGUGGCCACCUGCCUACCUGCAUUCCCUAGCUGGUGUUUGCAAUUUUUCAGCAAGUGAAUAUUCACUUGCAGGAGAUUGGUUGACCUUAUGAAAUAUUCCCAAUCAGAAACUAAGACUCAAGGCUCAGGGAGCUUGAUUCUUCCAAAAGGAUCUUAUUUUUGCAGAAGUUGCCCUGGUCUGGCAGUCUGUAUUCCUUGAUUAAGCAAGCACUUAUUGAGUACUUACACGUUACCAAUCAUUAUGUUGAAAAGGAAAAACAAAAACAAACAAAAACAUAACACUUGGGCCCUACAAUUCCAUUCAAUUCAAUAGGUUACAUUAGUUUCUGUUAAAUUUAUGUUCCCGGGUUUUCUAGACCUUCAGGAUCAUCUAAAAAGUUAGCCCAAACCCAAGGAACUAACCAGAAAAAGUCUUUGCUUAGAUAUCCUGUAAUGGGAGAAAAUCUGAGGUCAGUUAAAAUAGAACCCAGAGGAUGGUGUAAUCUUGUUUGUCUCAAGUGGAUAGGACAGCUUCCUACUACUUCUGACAGCCUCUUCAGACCAGAUUCAGAUUGAGCUGCCUGGUGAGGCCAGAGCCCCAGGACUCUGCAGAUCAGGGCUAUGUGAUAAGUCUGGGCCCAGGCAUCUGCUCUUUGAUUCCUCCAUAAUACAAGACCUUAUCAGAAUAGAGAGGCGCACUAACCUGGGUCAGUCUGCCUCACCCCAACCAAUGAACCAGUUCAUCUGCAUCAUUCUGUCAGAACGUUUUCACUUAGAUCCCAAGGAUGGUCCAGAUUGCACGCUGAGAAAGCUUCUGCAUUCACCUAGGAGCCCCAGGGAUAAAAAGAGGAUCCUCCCUCUGUGCUGGAGACUAGUCUUGUUGCUACACUCCCCUGCUCUGAAGAUGCCCCAGCCUACUCAGCUGUCCAAUCUGCAAUCUGUAGUGGGAAGAGGCUGGCCCAGGAUGGUGCUGAAACACUGCCUUAAGGUGUCUGCUGUGCAGAAGGAGGGGCCCCCAGUGCUGGGGGUGCUAACUUGGAAGGACAGGAAGACCUGACAGGCCUUCUUUGGACUGAGGCCUCUUCUGAACCCCAUCCUUAGCUGGUUCCAUGAUGAGGCUCAGACAAAAGCCCUUAACUAUCUUUAUUUUCUGGUGCUGCCCAGCCAGUGCCUUGGGUUAUGGAUGUUACUGGCUACUUGAGAACAAGGGAAGGAGGUAACCCCUUCCUCCAUCCCAACUGCCUCAGACCCCUCCCCCAAGGGGAUUCUUGUCUCUGGUAAUCAUGGACACCACCAGGAAUUUGACCUGGAUCCUGGCAGGUUGAUGCUUGGGGCCUCUGGUGGCGUGACUCUUCAGCUCUUGACCUGGGAUCCACCCUUUUGUCUCUCAUGUGACUGCUGCAUUCAGCCCAGGUCUCCAGUGGCUUCCCUCCCUGAAGUAGGUUUCCAUCUAAGCAGUUAAGACUGCACCCUCAGAUCUCCCUUGGAAACCUGGGACCCUGUUUACAGUUGCUCACUGGGCCCCUAUAAUCACCACUGGAAUCGAUCAGCUUACCAAGUAGUCCUGGUGAUGUGGCAUCUGUAGAAGGUUGAGCCCCCUCCUGGUGCUAUAACCCCUUGGGAUGCUCAUCCAGACUUCUCAGAAACAAACUCGGAAGCAGAAACCCUGAGCCCCUCACACUGCCCCAGAAUCCACGGUGAGAGCAGAUCCAAAACCUCCUGUCUAACCUGUGCACCUGCUUCUUGGUGGAGACCAACAGGAGCUCUUAGAAAGAACAGCGGAGUCCUGCGGCUACGUCCUCCAUCCCCAGACGCCUUCAGAAGACUCCAGCUUACCUAAGACUGGAACUUGUGCUGUCCCCCUCCUCUCUAGCUUCCCCUACCAACUACCCAUCAGCAACGUUGGCUUGCAGAUGCCAGGGUUGGAUACCCAACAUCCACCUGUAGGGAGCUCCAGCUCGAGGUGGGAUUCCUUGUCUGGAUGAAGACCACAACAUCUUGUCCAGUGUAUUUGUCUCUCAGUCCUUGCCUACGUACUAACAAUAAAAUACUAGGUCACUGGAGGCUACCAUGCGACCUGCUGUGUGUGUGUGUGUGUGUGUGUGUGUGUGUGUGUCACACAAGGGCAGUUUGCUGCUGCUGUUUCCUAUCUUGUGAGGCUUUGUGGAGUGAUUUUUUUCCAAGUCUUCUCUUUGUAACAGCUCUCUGGUGCUUACCUCUGUCUCUGUGUAAAUCCCUGUACUGGUGUCUUCUUUGUGUAGCCUAAUCUUUGGGGGAACUAGAGGCUGGCAGGGAAUAGGAAUUGGAUGAAAGUCCCUAGAGACACCCCAAAUAUUCAAGUCUUUGGUGGCUGGUAUGUUAACUUUUGAGAUUGCCAGCCUUGUAGCUAAUCUACCCAUAUCCCUUAAGAAUGGAAGCCAUGGGUUUUCUUUUUCUAAGGGAGGUUUUCCUGGUUUGUAGGAUUCCACCCAAGUGGGCCAAAUCUUACUGGCUCUUUGCUCUAGCUCCUUGAGGGAGGGGUCACUCUAUAGUGACUGCAGAGGAAACUGUCCAAAGGGGUGGGGGUGGGGGGCGGCAGUGGUAGAUGCAGGGUUUCUCAGCAGAAGACCUGUGACAGCAGCUACAUAAGGAGACCCUGUAGAGAGGUGUGACUGAGGGAGACCUUGCCCCACAAAGCAAGGUCAAGGAAAGAUGGCCCUGAGAUUUUUAGGGUUCUCUUUUGCAAAGUGUCUGGAAGAAGUUGCUCUUAUCCUCUUCACAUGUUUAACAGGAGGCUUGCGUGCUCAAGUAAUCAGCAUCACCAAAGAGAGUUCGCCUCAUACUUUCUUCUUCUCUUCCUCUUGGGUUAAGCUAACUCUAAAAUGUCAACUUUAGAAGCCAAGCCCAGCAAUGGAGUGGAGUUUGCUUUUGCAGAGGAUGUUCCAACAGAAAUGGUUCAUUUUGAGGAAAACUAAUAACUGCUAGUGAAUUCUGGCUCAUGACCCCACUAGUGAGGCUGUAAGUAAUAAAAUUCUAUUAGAGACACAAUGUCCCCAAAAGAUCAAUGCCUAGCGCUACUGCCCUAAUAACUAAAUUGGCUGUAUAUCCACACACGUCCUAAAUAAACCUUAGAAAGGAUAUAUAGACCCGCCAGCUUGAUGCUCCCCAUUACCAAGGGGCCAAGUGUUUUAACUGCUCAGUCUAGCCCUGGAAGCAAACACUGGAGGCCACAGACCUGUGGAAGAUGGCAAAGUCCCAAAGGGAGAACUCUGCCAGAGAUUUAGAAGCUGCAGGGAGACCAAUACCAUUGAGAGCUAACCCUAGGCUUGCUGGAUCCUUCCAUGUUGAUGUUUUGACCGUUUCUCUGAAUGAUGGUGACAUAGAGGAUAUCCUAUGGCAGUGGUCAUAGUAAAUAACCCACCUCCAGGUAUCAUGAUUCUUUCCAAAUGAGUGAUUCUCAGUAUAGGAUCCCAGGCCAGACGCACAGAUGGCCUCUGGGAACUUGAGAAAAAUGCAGUUCUCAGGCCUCAUCCCAGGCCUCCCAAAUCAGAAGCUAUGUGGAGGGUCCCUGUAACUUGUGUUUUUAAAUAAACCCUCUUGGCAGCUGUGAUGCACACUGCUUGAGAGUCACUGUUUUUAAAAGGAAAAUGAAAUUUCAGAGGACCAAAAAUAAGAUAUGCCCUAGGUGGUAAUUCAGAUUUUUGACUUUUAACACAGAAAAGGUGUGAAUGCCUUUGGGUGGCAGUCAGCAGAGUAAGACUCUGCUGAUUAAAAUGUGCAGCUUCAGAGAAAAAUCUAAAGACAGAUUCCUGGGGGGGGGGGAGCUCUAACCAAUCGCUCUUCUGCUAUUUGAUUUGCAUCUGCUCAGAGCUUUUUUCUACUUAUGUAAUUGGAUGGGUAAAGUCUUUUUUUUUUGUAAUCUAAUUUGUGUUUCCAUGACAACUUGUUCUCCCAGCAACAUCCUUCUCUUUCCAUUUUCCCUGUGGGGUGUGAGAACCUGACCAGCACCUCUUCCCAAGGUAGCUAACAGCUCUAGCUAGGGCUCCAACAUCUUCUCCAGCCUCUGCUGGCCUCACAGGAGGGAAUUCAACAGAGUGAAGAUACUGAGCUGGGUCACUAAGUCUUUGGGCUCAUCCCUUCCCCACAUCAAGACCCAGGUGCAGAGUUAGAUAACCAUGGUGAUAAAGUGAAAUCAUUUUUAAAAAAAUCUGAAAGGAGUUUCCUAUCUCUUCAGAUUCACAGUCUUAUAGCUGAUGGAGCCCCAGGGAUGGUGGUUAGACUAUUUACAACUGGGUUUGUUUCCAGUUGCUCAGUUUUCCCUGCCAGGGAACUUGUGGGCAGAGAACAAAGCAGCACACCAGGCCCAGGCCCUGAGACCCAGAACUAAGAUCUGGAGAAAGGCAAAUGGAAACCAAUUCCACUAGUCACUUCCCCAGUCCUAAGGAGGCUAGUGACUUGUCCUUUGCUCAUUUCCUGUGGGCUCUUCUUGCUUUCCUGCUAAGAGACCACAGAUACACGUUAAUAAGACAAGCUUUUUCCCCCCAAGCUUUUUCCCCCCACCCUAAUACCUAGCCAGUCUUGAAGCUACUGCUAUGCAGUAACCUCCCACUUCCUAACUUUCUGUUUGUUUGAAUAGAACAAUCUUUUGAGCAAACGGAUUCCUUUCUGUCCCCCACCUCAUCCUGUUUCUGUGACGAGUCUUGUGUGUUUCUCAGAUUUGUAGUGAGCCUCAGGUGGGAAGCCAGCAGUAGUUCUUGCAAAACUUGCUAAUUUUAAUUUAUUGGGUGCAAGACCCCAAGCCCCACAUACAUGUGUGUCUGUGUGUUUAUGCUUUUUUAAAAUUUUAAUUUGACUCUCGUUUCUUUUAAAUCAACCCCCUUUUGGAGCUAAUGUCAAGAAAACAGAACUAAGUCUGGAAGGCCAAGUGCUAUAUCUAACUGCGGUAACAAUCACCAAGCGAGCUGGGUUAUCCCCUUUUAACAUUGGUUGACAAUUACAUUUACGCCAGGGCCUGCUAAAGAGGCCUUUCUUUUAUCAACACCAAAGGCCCCCCCCUCAUCUGGACCCUCUGUCCUUCUGGCAUGUGUCCUCCCAGCAAGUAUCACCUGUUCAAUGCCAUUUGCGUUUCAAUAAAGUUAUUUCCUGUAUUGUCCACUG